UCAAUCCUUGGGACGAGCCCGGUCUGCCUGAACCGAGAUUCCUUCGUCCGUCCACAACCCCAAAGCUUAGGGUUUUUUGGAGCAGCAUUAGACGGAGACGAGCAAGGCGGCAGCAGAAAGCCUCCUUCCUCCUCCUUCCCCGCUCAUCUUGCUAUCAUUCUCCUCUAUCAUCACCGUCCUCCUGUUCUUUCUCAUUAACCAAUCAAUGGCGGGCGCUGCAACAACCGAAUUAUCUUUUUCUUCUUCUUACCGGAUGAUCAGUCGCGAGGCGGUGGGGAAGGCGGUGGACGCCCUCCUCAAGUGGAUGCGGUCGCGGACGGAGCAGCAGCAGAAAGCCCAGCUCCUCGACCCGGACGACGACCUUCUCUACCUCGUCCUCACCCUCAAGCGCAUCCCUCCCAAGUCCCGCAUUAACCCCUACCGCAUCCCCCUCCCUCACCCCCUCCACGACCUCGCCUCCACCUCCGCCUGCCUCUUUCUUGACGACCGCGAUCGCUCCGGCCGACGUCGUUCCUCCUCUUGUCUCACCACCGCCGCCGCCGCCCUCGAUCGCGCCCGCUGCCUCUCCCUCCCUCUCUCCGACGCCAUCCCGCUUUCCGCCCUCGCCGCCGACUACCGCCCCUUCGAGGCCCGCCGCCGCCUUUGCGACUCCCACGACCUCUUUUUCGCCGACCGCGCCGUCCUUCCCCUCCUCCCUCGCCUCCUCGGCAAGCACUUCUUCAAGAACAAGAAGCUCCCCCUCGCCCUCGACCUCUACCGCCCCGGCUGGCCCGAGCAGCUCCGCGCCUGCCUCCACGCCACCCUCCUCCACCUCCGCGCCGGCUCGUGCAGCGUCCUCAAGGUCGGCCGCCUCUCCAUGUCCCGCGACCAGAUCGUCGACAACGUCAUGGCUGACCGAGGGGCCAUGGCGCAUGUGCCCAAGACGUGGGCCAAUGUGCGCUCGCUCCAUGUCAAGGCGGUCAACUCCGUCGCCCUUCCCAUCUACCAGGCGGUACCCGAGCUGGGCCUGAAGAUCGAGGUGCCUGUGCCUCGCGUGCCUCAGAAGAAGGAUGAGAUGGAGAAAAGAUGCUGCUGA
Molecule: messenger RNA, 1075 nt
Organism: Phoenix dactylifera (date palm)
Lineage: Eukaryota; Viridiplantae; Streptophyta; Magnoliopsida; Arecales; Arecaceae
Source: RefSeq, a predicted model, not a curated record